This is a messenger RNA of Stegostoma tigrinum, 2760 nucleotides long. Its product is annotated as zinc finger protein ZFP2-like. Gene Ontology annotation, biological process: central nervous system development; regulation of transcription by RNA polymerase II. Gene Ontology annotation, cellular component: nucleus. Bases 449 to 2635 code for a protein of 728 amino acids. The transcript is spliced from 10 exons. The record is from RefSeq and is a predicted model, not a curated record. Gene Ontology annotation, molecular function: RNA polymerase II cis-regulatory region sequence-specific DNA binding; DNA-binding transcription factor activity, RNA polymerase II-specific. Lineage: Eukaryota; Metazoa; Chordata; Chondrichthyes; Orectolobiformes; Stegostomatidae.
CGCCGGCGCAGAGUCGACUGUAACUGGACGAUUCGCGGAUGGAGCGAAGGCUAUAGGCAGCUACGAAAGCAUUGGCAAUGCGGCAGGAAGAAGGAACCAAUUAAUCGUGCGAAUGGACUGAGAGACUUCGUGAAGAUCUUGUGUAAGCCGCAAAUCCCGAAUAAAAUAACCCCGCACCGCCGUUUGCACCGAAUGAACGACGGCUCCAGGCUUCCUCCAGGAUGUUAGAAGAGGAUUCAUGUUUUUUAUUGGAUACAAAGAUUCAUCAGACCUUGGUUUUAUCUAUCUUGGAUUGUAAGCAUUAAGUUCCAGAUUUUCUGUUUAGAAUAAACUUCACAGAGGCUUAGAAGAGGAGGAUUUGUAAUUAGGAAACAGAAGCAAAACAUCAGAUCAGGAUCUGUCAGAAGUGCCCAGUUUCUGGCAACCUGAAUAUCAUCACAUUUUGAACAUGGAAGGAAACAGCACUUUUCCUAGUGGAGAGACACUGUACACACAUUCUGUUUGCCACCAGGAUCUCAGUCAGUCGUCUGGCGUGUUGGAACAUAAAUACGGUCAGAAAGAGGAGAAACCAUGGAAGUGUGGGGACUGUGGGAAGGGAUUCAGAUCCCCAUCAGAGCUGGAGGUGCAUCGGCGCAUUCACACUGGAGAGAGGCCGUUCACCUGCUCUAGGUGUGGGAAGAGAUUCACUCAGUUAUCCCACCUGCUGACCCACCAGAGAGUUCACACUGGGGAGAGGCCAUUCACCUGCACCGAGUGUAGGAAGGCAUUCACUCAGCUAUCCCACCUGCUGAAACACCGGCUCGUUCACACUGACAAGAGACCUUUUAAAUGCCCAGACUGUGGGAAGUGUUAUAAAAGUUCCGAUAAACUAAUGUCCCAUCAACGUGUUCACACUGACGAGAGACUGUUUAGGUGCUCCCAGUGUGGGACUGGUUUCAGGCGAUCCUCUCACCUGACUGCACACCAGCGGGUUCACACCGGGGAGAGGCCAUUCACCUGCUCUGUGUGUGGGAAGGGAUUCACUCAGUCAACCCACCUGCUGAGACACCAUCGCAUUCACACCGGGGAGAGACCGUUUAAUUGCCUCGACUGUGGGAUGUGCUUUACAAGUUCCGAGGAACUGAUGUCCCAUCAACUUGUUCACACAGAUGAGAGACCGUUUAUGUGUUCUCACUGUGGGGCUGGAUUCAAAAAAUCAUUCCAACUCACUGUGCACCAGCGGAUCCACUCUGGGGAGAGGCCGUUCACCUGCUCCGAGUGUGGGAAAGGAUUCACUCGAUCAUUCCACCUACUAAGACACCAGCAAGUUCACACCGGAGAGAAACCUUUUAAAUGCCUGAACUGCGGGAAAUGUUUUAAAAGUUCUGGGGAACUAAUCUGCCAUCAACGUGUUCACACCAAUGAGAGACCGUUCAGAUGCUCUCACUGUGGAACUGGAUUCAGGUUAUCAUCUCAUCUCACUGUACACCAGCGAAUUCACACUGGAGAGAGACCAUUCACCUGCUCUGUGUGUGGGAAGAGAUUCACUCAGUCAUCUAACCUUCUGGCACACCAGAGAACACACACUGGGGAGAAGCCUUUCACCUGCUCGGUGUGUGGGAAGAGAUUUGCUCAGUCGUCCAACCUGCUGGCACACCAGCGGAUUCACAACUACCAGAGUAUCAACUUCAGUGCCUUCCCUUCCUUUUUCCACACUGUUACUCCUGGUAUCCCAGAGAUAGCCCAGUACCAGCAGAAGGGAGAAAUGGGCAGCUCAGUGACUUCAGGUGGGUCCGGCCUCAAGGCAAUCAUCUCGAUUCGUUUUUCACCAGCAAGUUCGCUGUUGAGGGAGACGGUUCACCUGCUCCAUGUGUGGGAAGAGAAUCAAUCAGUCGGCCCACCUGCUGAGACGCUACAAUGGAAAUCCAUCGGCAGAAUGGUGACAGUGAAACGGACAGGAUGUGAACGAGACCGUAGAAAAUAUCAUCAGAUUUUGAACAUGGAAGGAGACAGCACUAUUCACAGUGGAGAGAAACCAUAUUUGUGUCCUCAGCGUUUCAGUGAUUCAUCUGGACUGACACAACACAAGCGUACUCACACCAAGGAGAAGCCAUGGAAGUGUGGGGAAUGUGGGAAGGGAUUCAGAUCCCCAUCUGAGCUGGAAACUCAUCGACGUAUUCACAGUUCCGAGAGACCAUUCACCUGCCCUGAUUGUGGGAAGGGAUUCACUCGGUUAACUACAGUACUGACGCACAAGCUGGUUCACACUGACGAGAGACCUUUUAAAUGUCCAGAGUGUGGGAAGUGCUUUAAAAGUUCCGGGCAACUGCUGAGCCAUCAACGUGUUCACACUGACGAGAGACCAUUCAGAUGCUCUCAUUGUGGGACUGGUUUUAGGCGAUCAUCUAACCUCAGUAUACACCAGCGAAUUCACACAGGGGAGAGGCCAUUCAUCUGCUCCGAGUGUGGGAAGAGAUUCACUCGGUUGUCUCACCUGCUGACACACAAGCGAGUUCACAAUCUGAUAUCACCAACGAUGACCAGAAGGGUGUCCAGAAAUUUUAAAACCAGAAUGGACUCUUCUCAGUGGCAUGUCAGCGAGUGGGAGGUGGCUACAUCUGUAAAGGGAUUAGUGGACCUUUCCAACCAAAGAUGACCACCUUCUCUAGUUUUUCUUCCCGCUCUCCCUACCAAACUUUUAGCUUCUUAAACUAUCAUACCUGGUGGGAAUGGGAAACGGAGUCCGGAGACAAGUUGCAGUCAGAGCCUGGAGCUGGGAGC